AUGUCAAACGUCUACCCGACAGAAUAUAAUAGUCAGAACUCGAAGAAGCGUAACAGACCUACAGUGGUAUGCACAAACUGUAAGAAAAGGAAGAGUAAAUGUGACCGAGGAAGACCAUGCAGCACCUGUGCUCGCUUGGGAGAUGGGGAUCGAUGUAUUUAUGUCAGUGACACAGGCUCUGAAUCACCCGUUCCCAUGAACCAGUUUAUGCCGAAGAGAGUGAAAGUCUUGAAACCUUCAAAUAGACAUGCGUUCCCCAGAUCUCCUGAUAUGGUCUCAAAUACUUCGAUGCAGUUGAUCACACCAAUUCAUCACCAGGAGCCAGAGUUUAUUAAUUUGAUACCUAACGGUUUCUAUAUUGAAACUAAGAGAUCUGCGGUGACUUUGUUUUCUUUGUUCACGGAUUCUUCCAUGGAGCAUAGAGAUCCUUACUUGAAGGCAAUGUUAACCUUUAGAGAAAUUGCUAUCAAGAGGACUAUGGAAAAGUUGAAAUUGAAAUAUAGUGCUAUCACGAACCCCAGUUUACCAGUCUCUUUUGAAACGUUAUCCGCUUUCGAUGAUGUCAAUGAUAAGAUUGCCAAAAAGGGUUCCUUUUCACACGAAUUAGGCGCUAUCUCUGACCCCACUGGGACUUCUAAUGGACCUCCCUUCAUUAUGGGGAACCAUAGUACUUUUUUUGCAAAACAUCAAAUGACGCAUAAGGCAAUCUUUGAACGAUUUGCUCAAUAUAGAAAGAAUGAUAAUACCAAAUUUAAUGAUUUGGAAACCGUCGCCAAGACACAUAUCCCACCUCGUAGACUUUUCUUUGAUAGAAUUCUUCCAUUUUUCGAGAUGAAUAUAUUAGAUAUGAUCCCUAUUUUUAAUAUGAGAAUCUUAACUAAUGAAUUAGAUAUUCUUUACACUCGCGUGGAGACAGAGUCUACCAUCUCUUUGAAACAAUUCGAUCAUGUUGUUUAUUGUAUUAUAUUAUUGAUGACCAGAUUAACACAACUUUCCAUUGAAUUUUCAAAGGUGAAUCAUGAUUCAUAUAAGGAUAUCGUGACAUUAGAUUCUAGUAAAUAUAUUGCCAUUGUGAAUCAAUAUUUAUUUCAAAUGAAAACGUUGAGAAAAUGUACUUUAUUACAAUUGCAAAGUUUAAUAUUGUUAAGAUUUUAUCAUUGGUGUGCUCCAGAAGAUGGAGAUGGGCAAGAAGCACAGCAAAAUCAAGUCCUUAUGGGAACCAUUAUCGCCAGUUGCAAAGAAGUUGGUAUAAACUGGACUUGUUUUAUGGAAAAUGAGGGGAGGUUCUUCAGGAUUGCCAAGGCAACAAGACCCAAUUUGGAGUUCAUGGAUGUAGCCGAAUAUGAGAGGAUUUUCAAAAUGAUUUGGGCAUAUGUUUUAUUUUGGGAUAGGAAAAUGUGCUUAAUUAAUGGACAAGAAUGUUUGAUAGGUAAAUCAUUUCCUUUUAAGGGAACCAAACUUGAGCUGGAUUCAUGGUUUGUAAAGAUUAUUGAAUUGGAUAAUUUAAUAAUGAAGAUUAAUGAUCUCUGUAAUGAUUUACCAUCGCACGUUGAUUUAAUUAAGAUGGAAGUGCUAAAGGAUGAAUUGGAGAAUGGGUUUAAAGUACUUCAAAAAUAUUUGCAAGAUAAAAAUCAUUUAAAUUUUGAAUUUCAAUGGAUGUUAGAUCUUUUCUCACUGGCUAUAUUGCAUGCCAAGAUGAUAUUUUAUGAGUAUGAUACCAAUUUCAUGAAGUUUCAUAGCUCCAUGCAACAAUUAUGGGAUCAGCUAAUAUAUGUGGCACAAAGAUGUUAUGGUUUAUUCUAUAAUGAUACCUCAAAUGAUAUAUUGAAUCCAUUUACUAAAUUUUACACGAAUAGAAUUGUAGAAAUUGUGGCCAAUAAACUUUGUGUGUUAACCCCAACAUUCAUAUUAAGAAUGAAGAGAUUGAAACAAUUAGAUGUAUCAGCGAGAAAUUUAAUUGUCAAAUUCUUGUAUGGGAUAUCCUCCAUUUAUUUCAAUGAAUUUGGGUUUGAAUAUUAUAGAUGUUUUAAGAAGAUGUUUACGGCGAAGAUUAGUUACAAAUUAUUAAACCGACCAGCGGAUAAAGAUGCAUGGGAAAUCAUCUUGGAGUUUUUAAUUACAGAAUUAGAAUAUAAUAAGGAGAAUGAAAACGAUUCUGAUUAUAGGAAGAGAACUCAAUUACCCGAUCUAGCUCCCUUAGUUAAUAAACUUGCCACAGUUUUAGAUCAAAUGCCCAAUAAGGAAGAUAGGGCUAAUUUUAUGGAUGUUUGGGAUUCUACGAUAUAUCCCAUUGGCCAAUAUGAUUCUGAGUUCAAAUUGAACAUCCAUGAAGAUAUCUUGGAGCAAUUUGUCAUUGACAAAUAUACCAAUUCAUUCAAUAUAUUUGCAUCAUUUUAUGAUGAUGCUAGUUCGCAAUUAGCAGAGAGUACGGAGGAAGUGACUACGAGAUUAGGUAUGAACUUGCCCUCUCAACAGCUCAAUGGGACACCGAUGUCUAUGUCCUCAGGCUAUACGUGGUCCUUAGACCAGUCAAUCUCUGGUGGAAUAAAUGGAGAUUCAUUAGAACCUGGUAAUUUCGAAUUAUUGCAAGAAAUUUUUGAACCAAUGGAUUUUAUCUCCUUCUUUUAA
Molecule: messenger RNA, 2628 nt
Organism: Naumovozyma castellii
Lineage: Eukaryota; Fungi; Ascomycota; Saccharomycetes; Saccharomycetales; Saccharomycetaceae
Gene: OAF3
Product: Oaf3p
Exons: 1
Coding region: 1-2628 (875 amino acids)
Source: RefSeq, a predicted model, not a curated record